Molecule: messenger RNA, 1209 nt
Organism: Mesorhabditis belari
Lineage: Eukaryota; Metazoa; Nematoda; Chromadorea; Rhabditida; Rhabditidae
Source: the annotation of a GenBank genome assembly
AUGUUCGAAGGUUUAUUAGCUUGUGAUCCAUCAGGUCCACGAGAGAAACGAGAAAUGAAAAUGGAUGAAGGAAACGAUUUUGAAGGAAAGCCAAUCUCUUGUAAAGCUCUUGUAAUUUGGAGUCCAAAGAAUAUCAAAGUCGAAGAGGUUGAAGUGUUGCCUCCAAAAGCUGGUGAAGUUCGGAUAAAGAUUCUCUACAAUGCUUUAUGUCAUACUGACAUCGCGUUGAUUAAUGGUUGGGUGACGGAAGCUAAAUUCCCGACAAUUCCUGGGCACGAGGCGACGGCGGAAGUUGAAAGCGUUGGAGAAGGGGUAAAGGGAUUUGAGAAAGGUGACAUUGUCAUUCUUACCCCUUUUCCACAAUGCAAAAAGUGUGAAAUGUGUAAAAGUGGAGAAACGAAUUUGUGCGAAGAAAUGGAUUUAAACGUUUUAACAAUGGCAAUGGCUGAUGGGACGACUCGUUUCAAGUGUAAGGGUAAAGAGGUUUUCCACGCCUUUGGUCUAUCGGCUUUCAGCGAAUAUUCUGUGGUUCGAGAGAUCGCUCUGGCAAAGAUUAAUCCAAAUGCUCCGGUUGACAAAGCUUGUCUUGUUGGUUGUGGGAUAGCAACAGGAUAUGGAGCAUCGAUCAAUACAGCUCAGAUCCGUGAAGGGGAUACAGUGGCAGUGAUCGGUCUUGGUUGUAUCGGUCUUUCAGCUAUUCAUGGAGCAAAGCACGCAGGCGCAAAAGAGAUUAUCGGUAUCGACAAGAAUCCGAAGAAAUUCGAUGCUGCAAAGAAAAUGGGUGCCACUCAAUGUUUGAAUCCAAAGGAUUGCCCAUACGGGACAGAGUUUUCAGAAUGGUUUAUUCAAAAUUUUGGCGCUGUUGACAAAUCGUUGGAAUGUGUGGGUGAUGUGAAUUGUAUGCGUUGGGCUGUUGAAAUCGUGAAGAAAGGCUGGGGCAGAGCGGUGAUUCUUGGAGUCCAACCGCCAGCUGAUAAAUUGACCAUUGCACCAACUCUACUCUUGGAAGGACGAACGAUUGUUGGUGGAUGUGUUGGGGAUUGGCAUACGGUUGACGAAUUCCCGAUGUUAGUCGAGAAAGUGUGUAAAGGAGAGAUUGAAACCGAUCCGAUGAUUACUCAUCACUUUCGGCUUAAUGAAUUUCAAGAUGCUGUCCGACAAAUGGACAAGGGGAAUUGUAUUCGAGCUGUUUUCGAGCUUUCUUCUCAC